Messenger RNA from Acanthosepion pharaonis, 1041 nucleotides. The record is from the annotation of a GenBank genome assembly. NCBI's taxonomy places the organism in Eukaryota, Metazoa, Mollusca, Cephalopoda, Sepiida, Sepiidae.
AUGACCGAGGGAUUCACUCUCGCUUCCUUAAACCUCCCUCUUGUUCUUUCUCUCACUCUCGUUCUUUUCAUCUUUUCUCUUUCCACCUCCAUCUAUUUACAUAUCUUUCUUUCCACCUCACUCCCCUCCCACAUAUCUCACUUUCAACCUCCCUCUUUCCCCCUUCCACUUUUUACCUCUCUCCUUCCACCUCCCUCUUUCCACAUCUUUCUUUCCACCUCUCUCUUUCUACCCCUCUCUUUCUACCUCUUUCUUUCCACCUCUCUCUUUCCACCACCCUCUUUCCACCUCUCUCUUUCCACCUCGCCCUUUCCACCUCCCUUUUUCCACCUCUUUCUUUACACAUCUUUCUUUCCACCUCCCUCUUUCCACCUCUUUCUUUCUACCUCUCUCUUUCCACCUCUCUCUUUCCACCUCUUUCUUUCCCCCUCUCUCUUUCCACCACCCUUUUUCCACCUCUCUCUUUCCACCCCCCUCUUUCCAUCUCACUCUUUCCUCUUUCUCUUUCCACCUCCAUCUUUCCACAUCUUUCUUUCCAACUCUCUCUUUCCUCCUCUCUCUUUCCAUCUCCCUCUUUCCACCACUCUCUUUCCCCUCUCUCUUUCCACCUCCAUCUUUCCACAUCUUUCUUUCCAACUCUUUCUUUCCACCUCUCUCUUUUUAUCUCCCUCUUUCCACCCCUCUCUUUCCCCUCACUCUUUCCACCUCCAUCUUUCCACAUCUUUCUUUCCACCUCUCUCUUUCCACCUCUUUCUUUCCACAUCUCUCUUUCCACCACCCUUUUUCCACCUCUCUUUCCACCUCCCUCUUUCCAUCUCACUCUUAUCCUUUCUCUUUCCACCUCCAUCUUUCCACAUCUUUCUUUCCACCUCUCUCUUUCCAUCUCACUCUUUGCCCUCUCUCUUAACACCUCUCUCUUUCCACCUCCCUCUUUCCACCUCUUUCUUUCCCCUCUCUCUUUCCACCUCCCUCUUUCCACAUCUUUCUUUCCACCUCUCUCUUUCCACCUCCCUCUUUCCACCUCUCUCUUUCCACCUCUGA